UUGCUAAGAAACCGAACGGAGUCGCAUAACGUUGCACAAAUAAUAACGAAUGCGCGUGAGACGAAGGGCGACGUAAACGAAAAACCUACUCACGCGAAGGCUCAACCUGGUGACGCGAUGGCUGGAUCGACCAACGAUUGCGUCUUCGACGACCUUCGUCCGGUGGAUCGAAUCAUUCACCUUCCAGUCGUCUAUCGUAUAAAAUAUGACAAAAAAGCCGGACCGCAGCGAACCAACGAAACCGCGGCUGAGUCCGCGUUGUCGGCAUACUGUACAAAGAAUUCAGUUAUACAAUACCUGCGAAUCGGUGCUGCUUAUGACAGUCGCGAUUGCAUCGACGUCGGAUACGUUUGGAAUCGCAUCCAUUUAAUUGACGAACAAACGGAGGAGAACAUAGCGAAGAGAAAAGAGGGAUUUCUUCAAGACAACCGCCGAAACGUAAGUUUCCUGGAUAAGCGAUGCUCGCCGGAGGAGGUAGUGACUGCGGAGGCUGUGCCGACGGCGUUCGACACUCGGCAACGACGACGAUCAACGGAUGGAGGACGGCUGACGACGGCGGCGAUGCGUGAGAUGGUCGGUGGAUGUUGCGUUUGCGCCGAAGAUACAGGCUUCGUCGAGAAUCCGAUCGUCUACUGUGACGGCGACAAGUGCAACGUGGCCGUGCACCAAGGUUCGAUUCGUUUCGGUUUCGUUUCACUUUUCUACUUAUUGUACUGUUUCAUUGUUCGGUGA
This is a messenger RNA of Soboliphyme baturini, 732 nucleotides long. Lineage: Eukaryota; Metazoa; Nematoda; Enoplea; Dioctophymatida; Soboliphymatidae. The record is from the annotation of a GenBank genome assembly.